Messenger RNA from Budorcas taxicolor (takin), 1182 nucleotides. RefSeq names its product pregnancy-associated glycoprotein 1-like. The transcript has 9 exons. Bases 40 to 1182 code for a protein of 380 amino acids. Gene Ontology annotation, molecular function: aspartic-type endopeptidase activity. The record is from RefSeq and is a predicted model, not a curated record. Gene Ontology annotation, biological process: proteolysis. NCBI's taxonomy places the organism in Eukaryota, Metazoa, Chordata, Mammalia, Artiodactyla, Bovidae.
ACCCAAACUUCCCUGAGUACCUGGAGCCAGGAAAGAAGCAUGAAAUGGAUUGUGCUCCUUGGGCUGGUGGCCUUCUCAGAGUGCAUAGUCAAAAUACCUCUAAGGAGAAUGAAGACCAUGAGAAACACCGUCAGUGGAAAAAACAUGCUGAACAGUUUCCUGAAAGAACAUACUUAUAGUCUGUCCCAGAUUUCUUCUCGCGUCUCAAAUCUAACUAUUCACCCACUGAGAAACAUCAUGGAUAUGCUCUACGUGGGUAACAUCACCAUUGGGACACCCCCUCAGGAAUUCCAAGUUAUCUUUGACACGGGCUCAUCUGACUUGUGGGUACCCUCUGUCUUUUGCCAAAGUCUAGCCUGUGCUACAAAGGUUAUGUUCAUACAUCUUCGGUCUUCCACCUUCCGGCCUACACAAAAGGUCUUCAACAUCAAGUACAAUCCUGGAAGGAUGAAAGGACUUCUUGUUUAUGACACAGUUCGGAUUGGGGACCUUGUAAGUACUGACCAGCCUUUCUGUAUAAGCCUGUUGGAAACCGGAUUUGAGAGUGUACCUUUUGAUGGCAUCUUGGGCUUGAACUACCCAAACAUAUCCGUCUCUGGAGCCAUCCCCAUCUUUGACAACCUGAAGAAUGAAGGUGCCAUUUCUGAGCCUGUUUUUGCCUUCUACUUGAGCAAAAACAAGCGGGAGGGCAGUGUGGUGAUGUUUGGUGGGGUGGACCACCGCUACUACAAGGGAGAGCUCAACUGGAUACCAUUGAUCCAAGCGGGCAACUGGAUUGUAAACAUGGACCGCAUCUCCAUGAAAAGAAAGAUUAUUGCUUGUUCUGGAGGCUGCGAGGCCCUUGUGGACACUGGAACAGCACUGAUCAAAGGCCCAAGAAGACUGGUCAGUAACAUACAGAAGCUCAUCGGUGCCACGACACGGGAUUCCAAGCACUACGUUUCAUGUUCUGUGGUCAAUACCCUGCCCGCAAUUAUCUUCACCAUCAACGGCAUCAACUACCCGGUGCCAGCACGAGCCUACAUCCUCAAGGAUUCUAGAGGCAACUGCUAUACAACUUUUAAAGAGAACACAGUGAGAACAUCUAAAGAGACCUGGAUCCUGGGUGACGUCUUCCUGAGACGGUAUUUCUCAGUCUUUGAUCGAGGAAAUGACAGGAUUGGCCUGGCACGGGCAGUGUAA